UCCUAAAGCUUGACGCUUGUAUAUUUAGUUUUUUCCUUCUUGAAAAUUAUUUUAGAAAGCCACUGGUUAGAAAAAAACACAUCAUUUUUUAAAGUACAUAUUCAUUAACUUUCUUGGCUUUGGUUUUCUGCCUCAGCAGGAAGCUAAAAAUUUGUCAGAACAAGCAUUUGAUGCUCUAAAACUGUAUGAUCCUAUAGAGUAAAAUGCAUUUUUGCUUGACUUUUGCUAACAAAAACAUACUUUUUUAUUAAACAUCUUUGCAACUAACAUACAAGGUAUUUUAACACGUGCAUUUUUUUCCUAGUCUUUGAGCACAUAGACAUUAGUUUAUCAUUCCUAUAUAAACGUGUUUUACUUCACGAGUGUAUACUAUAAUUGUAAAUACAAAUGACGGAUAUAUUCCGUUCUGUCAUGCAUGGUUGUGUAAUAAAUGAAAUAUUAAUUUCAUACAUGCACAUUGCCAGAUCAUAUAUCUCGGACACGUACUUCCGGUGAUAGCGGAAGUACCCGAUGCACGUCCAUUAAAAGCAAAAUUAAUGGCUUUUGUAUAAAAUACUGUCAAAUAUAGAAGAACCGCGGACAAAUGAGGAGUUUGCAUUGACAAAUGAUGCUUGAUAUCGAACAAAGAGGCAGCGAGCGCCGUACGUGAGCGGACACCGGAGGUGAUUCUCCCGCAUGAAGGGGAGGAGGCUCAACAUGGAGGACUGCUUGCACACUUCCUCUGACAGUCUGGCUAAACUGGUGAAAUGGGCCCACAGUCACGGGACGAUCUGCACCUUGAUCCCCAACCUCAAACACAUGCUGAACGAGGGCUCUCACGGGACCCUCACGGCCCUGUGGGGCUGCAGCGCGGGGCACGCCUACCACUGGCCCCUUAACACCACCUGCAAAAAGGCAAGCAAAGAACGCAACCAAGAAAGCCGAAGCAUCAACACGGACAGCAUGAUCCAAGCAGUCGCCGUCAUGCAGAACACCUCAGAGCACUUCCUCGGCAGCGCCGCGAAAAACAAGGGCGAUCCCGCUCAGAUCCACGACUCCUGCGACAUCUCCAACUGCAGCGAACCGUCCGAGAUGGACGACAACGGCGAGGAGUACAACAGCCACCUGUACGACAUCGUCUGCGAGUCCUCGGCCACCGACGAAGACGGCGACUCCGAGUUCAAUCACGCCUCAAAUAUCACGCCCAGGAAAAGAUCGGGAGCCGAGGACAGCACGGACCCGGCGUUGAAGAAAAUCAAACAAGAGCGAGGCGAAGACUAUUACAGUGUGACCAACCCUCAGAUGCCCAGCAGCUCGGACGGGAAGCUCGUUACGCAGUCGCCCAAACCCCACGUCACACCAUCAUCCAGGUCUUCGAUGUCCCAGAAGCCUUCCUCAGUGGACGGGGACUCCAUGACGGUGUCCUCGUCACCGCUGGACAGCUCCCCUUCGUCCAUGAUCAAAUCCCUGCGUGCACCUUUCAACGUGACCCAGAACAAAAUGCAGGUGAACUCGAACCCAGCUUGCAGUCAGAGUGUGGCCACCUUGCCCCAUUCGGGAAGGAUUGACGCUAUGGGGGUGCUGCACAGGGACGAGUAUCCCAGGUCUUCCUUGUCUUACGGAGAGGCUUCUAUGGGUGUGAACCCUGAGAUGGAUCUUCUAGCAGCACAAGCACUUAAUACAGAAGCUCGAGCGGACAACACAGGUUCAAACGAGAAGAUGGAUUACACGGUGAUUUUGAAAGCCCUCCAUGAGCAUCUGAUUCCAGCUGCACACAGUUCAGAAGAGCAGUUCUGCCCGUCAGAUCUCAGUCCAAGCAGUGAGAGGUAUUUUGAAGAGAGAAAACACCUGGAAGAGUUUAUAACAGGCAUAGAUACUAUAACCCUACAAAACCUGCAGACGGUCAUUGAUCGAAUCCUGGUCUUUCACGAGCGGACGCAGAUGCCUCUGUCCAGUCCGGCCCGGCUGGGAGAGCAGGAGCUGUUUUCCGGGAGCGGACUCUCCCUGCCGCACUACAAACUGGCGUCCAUGCUGCAGGAGUCCCGGCAGGACAGCAUGAGACUCUUCCACCUGCUGUUCGAGCACUUCUUCAGCGAGGAGGACCUUAACGGGGCCGUCGCUUUUGGGAAGAGGGGGAAAGUCCCUGAUGGGAAAAAGAUCUUGGACAGAAGAAGAGUGGAUGGGAUUAUGUCGUAUGUUCUGCGUUGUUCUACUAUAGACGGAUGGACACCGGUGGAAUCAUCUAAACUGAAGAAGGCCUGUAUUAAUAAAUGCAGGCUUCGAAUCGGUCAGAAAAAGAAGCAAGAAACUUCUCAAGAGUCUUUUAUUUUUUGUGACGAACAAUCUUCAGGCAAAAAUGACCCUUCCUAUAUGUAACUGCUGAUCCCAAAAAUCUCCAUUCACAGACAAAUGCUAUUAUUAUAAAUGAAAUGAAAAUGAAAGCGUGUUUUGGCCAGCGGUUGAAUGAAAGCUAGCGGUCGGUGUCUUGGACAUGAACGAUUCAGUCUGGGAUCGUUUAAAGUUGAUUCAGUUUAGCUACAGCACUAACCGAUGAAUGAUUCUCGGUCAGACACAUGAACUAUUUCCAAACACUUUACAUUUCAACAAAACCAACAUUAUCUAUACUGUGAUAGUUAUUGACUAUUGACUUGUUUAGUCAACACAAACCUGUUUAUAACCAUUUAAACCUUUAGAUUAGUCAAGUGCUUAAGUCAUGUAGCAUUGUAACAAUCAAGACAAGAUAUUUUGAGUUUUGUCAAACCAUUCUGAUGGUUUUUACUCAUAUCCAAUAUCUUUAAAUAUAAAAAUGUGAAUUAUCACUAUAUCAAAACCACCUUAAACUGUAUUAUAUUGUUUUAUCUUACGUUUUUCCUCUGCUGGUUCCAUGAAAUGAUCUGUUUUAUUAGUCAGUGUCACACUUAAUUGACAAUAGAAUCAUUCCUUCUGCAUGACUGAGAGAAAAAUGGAGAUUUUAGAUAUUUAUAAGCAUCCCACAAAGUUUUAUUACUCCGCUCUUUUGUAUUGCAUUUGUAAUUUUUACCUAAGUGUUAUCAUGUGGACCAAUCAGCAUUUAACAGCAUAUAAAGUACUGCCAGAGAUUAGGUUAUUCGGUAUAAACAACCAGACAAUAAACAACUUCUGUGUUUAUUCUUGAUAUUUCAGAAUUUCUUACUGUGAGUGAGGUGUUGCAAUGAGUGUGUAGUGAAAAUGUCACUCAAGGGCUCACACAUUUACAAUAUUUCAAGGAAUUUUUUGGAUGGCAUUAGUAAAGGAGACUUUAAAACAUUGGAAGGCUCAGUAAGUCAGAUCACUUUUUGCAAUCAAGUAUUACGUUUCUUAUAAAAAAACAAAACUACUGUAGGUAGGUAUAUCACGUUGUCCACAAGUGUUUAAUGUAAAGAGAGGAAAAAAAAUGACAUUAGCAUUUAUUAUGGUUAUGAAAGUUCAGAUUUUUCAUAAUGGUUGGGAAGUCUUCACCUGACUGGUUUAAAAGUGUCUUGUUUUGUACCUACACACUUGCCCUUAUUUUAGCACUUUCACAAACCUGAUGUUUAUUUUUAAGUGUGUAAAUGCUCCAUCAUCCUGGUGUGUCUUAAGUGGUCUUAUUUGUCAUUUUUCUGAUGCGUUACAAUAAAAAAUCAAUGACCAAAUGUUGUCCUUGAUCUGUUUUUGCCUUUGAAUCAAUUGCUGGAAUUACUCAGCUUUUUUUGCAUAUGGCAUCUUAUAUUAUAAGGUAGGAGUCUUUUAGUGACUGCUUCUUAAUUCAGUGUAUUUUGUUUUAUUUUUGCUUUUACUAGUGUGCAUCAAUGAUUUGAUGGCAUUACUCUGAGGUGGUUGUAUGGUCUUUUCAAAUUAUGCUUUUUAAUGUAAUCACAAAAUGAAUUUAUUUUAAUAGGUCAUGGUAGAAGUAGCAAAAAUAAACCCACUUAAAGAAAAGGCAUUUAAAGAAGUAUUCUGAAGAAGAUCUAAAUUUAAACCAACCCAAACAAAGGCAAAGAAAUCUCUGGGGGAGUUUUUAAAUCAAGUAAAAACAAAAACUAACAACAAAAGCAAUGAUAAAUGGAACGCAUUUGAAGAUUUUGCAUGGCAGUCAAUCAGAAUAAAGAGAAGAAGCAUAUUUUGAGAUUUUACUAGAUUGAAAAGAUAUUUUGAAUACAGCUAAGUGAGAUGCAUUUGGGUAAAAUAAAAAUAGAUACUUUUUUACAUUAUUCAUACUAAGCAUGUAGAGCUGUGUGCUGUGAUAGAAACAAAAGUAAAAAAUAUGCAAUAUAAAUUUGCAGAAAUAUGCCAAAAUAGCAAGAAGUGUGUACUAUGACUUCUCCAGUGCUGUAAAGUCAAGUAGCUAAAAAAAACAACA
Cyprinus carpio (common carp) is the source of this 4336-nucleotide messenger RNA. RefSeq lists its product as uncharacterized. The record is from RefSeq and is a predicted model, not a curated record. NCBI's taxonomy places the organism in Eukaryota, Metazoa, Chordata, Actinopteri, Cypriniformes, Cyprinidae.